AUGGCUUGCGGCGCUUCUUCUAUGGCUGUAGAGUCAUAUCCCGACACGGAGGCAAUCGCCUCUGCUACUGCCACCCCAGGCGAGGAGACCGGUCUUCUCCGUGAUCGGCGGCGCAGACAUUCAUUCCAAGUUUCUAGAAGACUGUCGUGCGACUACCAAGAUGCAGACGCAGUUUUCAUCCGGGUCGAACUCUUCUUAGCUGAACUGGAACGUCGAAUGCAAUGGAUCGAACAAUAUCGAAAAUCCCACAUGAUUGGAAUCGAUGCUAGUCUCAGACGAGGUUAUGCCACAUUGGAGGCUGUUAGAGACCAAUGCUCAGUCGCAUCGGGAGAAUUGAUGGGUAGUGGCAAGAAGCGGGCUAAGAUCUUGGUGGAGACUCUUGAGGACCGAUACAACGAGGCCCUGGUGACCAAAGAAACACUGGAGCAAAAGGCCCAGGCUGGAGUCCGCCUCAUGGAGUCGUUCCUUUCCGAAAUGGAAAACAGAGCCCACGCAGUCCGUGAUCGCGGUAUCUACGGUACCCUAGACGAUGGGUGGAAAGCUGCGGAGGAAAGCUUGGUGCACGCUCGAGAGAUCGUCGAUGAGGGCAUGGAGCGUGCCCGCCGUGCUCGCGAUACCCUGCGUGAGAACGUCGAGGAAGCUAUUCGACUAGCCCAAGAGAAACGCUUGAUCAACUACCAUGAGCUGCCCGAUCCAUGGAGAGUCAACCCCCACAUCAUCAAUGGUUAUCGUUUCACCACCUCCAAGGUGGAAUGCAUUUCGUCCGUCUUCGCCUACUCCAACGAAAUGUUCAACAUUUGGUCCCAUGUAAUUGGUCUUGUCAUUGUCCUCGCCAUUGCGUUUUACUUCUACCCGCUCCAUACCAACUUCCACCUGAGCACAAAAUCAGACAUCGCAAUCGCUGCCGUCUUCUUCUUUGCUGCAUGCAAGUGUCUGGUCUGCAGUACCAUUUGGCACACCAUGAACAGCAUCGCAUCUCAAUCUUUGAUGGAGCGCUUUGCUUGUGUCGACUACACCGGCAUUUCGAUGCUGGUCGCUGCCUCUAUUGUCACCACCGAGUACACUGCCUUCUACUGUGAACCCUAUUCUCGAUGGACAUACAUUCUCCUGACCAUGUCUCUGGGUAUUGGUGGCAUCAUCCUGCCAUGGCACCCCACCUUCAACCGCCACGAUAUGGCUUGGGCCCGUGUUGCCUUCUUUGUGACGCUCGCCCUCACCGGAUUCUCGCCUAUCGCCCAACUAUCCUACACCCGCAGUUUCUCAUGGUGCAUGUACUUCUAUGCACCAGUCCUCAAGAGCCUCACAGUCUAUUUCGUCGGUGCCCUAGUCUACGCCUCCAAGGUUCCCGAGCGCUGGAAGCCAGGUUUCUUCGACUACGUGGGUGGCAGCCACAACAUCUGGCAUCUUGCUGUUCUGGGCGGUAUCCUUUUCCACUACCACGCCAUGCAGGACUUGUUCGCCGGAGCAUUCCAGCGCGCCCAGGGCGAAUGUCCGAAUCUGAAGAUCUGA
This is a messenger RNA of Penicillium antarcticum, 1509 nucleotides long. Its product is annotated as hemolysin III family protein. Bases 1 to 1509 code for a protein of 502 amino acids. Lineage: Eukaryota; Fungi; Ascomycota; Eurotiomycetes; Eurotiales; Aspergillaceae. Gene Ontology annotation, cellular component: membrane. The record is from RefSeq and is a predicted model, not a curated record. Gene Ontology annotation, molecular function: signaling receptor activity. The transcript is spliced from 2 exons.